Molecule: messenger RNA, 2184 nt
Organism: Carica papaya (papaya)
Lineage: Eukaryota; Viridiplantae; Streptophyta; Magnoliopsida; Brassicales; Caricaceae
Gene: APO3
Product: APO RNA-binding protein (DUF794)
Molecular function (GO): RNA binding
Source: RefSeq, a predicted model, not a curated record
AAGACCCACGAAGAAAGAACGAAACUAACAAGCGAGGGAAGAACCCUCUGUCUCCACCAACUGGAGUGUGCGAUCUAUUAGAGAUAUGGCGAGGAGCUCAGCGGGUGCACACGAGUAAUGAUCAAAAGGAAGCAAAGAAUUGAAGCUAGGUUAGGGUUGCUGGUCAGCUGGUGCGAGGACUUCGAGGCAAAAAACCGAAAGUAACAAUGGAGAGGUGCACUGGAGAGAAUCUUAUUGGCUCCCUUGGAGCGGCCUGCGCGAGGACACCGAGAUGAUGGAAGAGGGGUUGAAAGCGGGGACUGACGGAGACUAAGAAAAGAGGGUGAGAGAUCAGAGCAAGGAGAGACUGCAACCAGUAAUUUCAAAUUUUGAUCUCUCUAAAUAAAAACAACAGGACUCCCGAUGACCUGCACAAAUUAAUACUCGAGCUGAUAAAGAAUGCACCGAUGGGUACUUCCCCGAAUCUCUCACUUAGAGAAGCUUCACUCUCGAUUGACUCAAAAUGUACACUUUUCAUCACUUAAAACCCUAGCUCCAGCAGCGGGAGACCCAGAUGAUCCUCUCUAUGCCGAUAUACCAAAGCCCCGAAGGGACAAGUCGCAGAGAAAGCCAUACCCAACCCCCAUGAAAGAACUUAUAAAAAAAGCCAAGGAGGAAAGAGAGGCACGAAAGAUGCACCCUUGCAGAAUGCUCGAGGAUCCUCCUGAUAAUGGCUUGCUGGUACCUGGCCUAGUCGAGUUAGCUCACCGGGUUUAUCGAGCCUGGGAAUUGCUCCUCUCUGAUUUAUCCAAACUAGUUCGGCUUGUUCCUGUUCAGCGGUGCAGGUUUUGCUCUGAGGUUCAUGUUGGCCAUGUGGGUCAUAACAUCCGAAGUUGCAGUGGUCCAAAAAGUGGUUUCCGGAGUGCCAAUCAUCUUUGGAGGAAGGGAGGAGUGCAUGAUCUGGUUUUCUUUCCCAAAUGUUUCCAUCUUGACCGUGUUGGAAAAGCAAGGGUUGUGCAUGAUGAGAGGUAUAGUGUACCCCGACUCCCUGCUGUUGUGGAGCUCUGUAUACAAGCUGGUGUGGACCUUGAAAAAUACCCUGCGCGAAGAAGAAGAAAACCUGUAUAUAAUAUUGAAGGGCGAAUUGUGGAUUUCGAGUCAGUAGAAGGAAAUAAUGAGAUGAAGAAAGACUUGGACUCUGUAGACAUUGAUCCUCUUGAGGAGCCUGAUUCUAAUAAAGGGGCCAAGAUUGGUGAGAAAAUGGAGAUUCUGAGUUCUGAGGCAAACCUUUGUAAUCUAGACCAUGGGAACAAUGAAAAUCUGAAAGAGUUAAGUACUGGGACAAUGAAUUUGUGGUUUGAAAUGAUAUCGGGAUCAAACAAGAUCAUGGAGAAGUACAAAGUUUGGACCUGUGGAUAUUGUCCUGAGGUUCAGGUUGGGCCUAAGGGUCACAAGGUCAGGAUGUGCAAAGCAUCAAAGCACCAGUCACGCAAUGGUAUGCAUGCGUGGCAAGAAGCAACAAUAGAUGAUCUUAUUGGUCCCAACUUUGUCUGGCAUGUUCGAGAUCUGCGCAAGCCAGCAUUAGAUAAUAACUUGAAGAGGUAUUAUGGGAAGGCCCCUGCUGUAGUGGAGCUCUGUGUGCAGGCUGGUGCAUCAGUUCCUGAUCAAUAUUGGAGCAUGAUGAGAUUGGAUGUGGUUCCCCCUGAUCGAGAUGAAGUUGAUCUUGUUGCUUGAAAUGGUGUUUCAACCAUCCUGUCGAUAUUGGGGGACCGGAACACUUAAUGUAUUCGGUGGAAGGUGUUUAGUACUAACCUUAUUUUAGUCUGAACAUACAAUUGGUUAGUUUUGUUCCAUUCACUCUGGACGUCCUGUUCUCUGUACGCCCAAAUUGAUAUCCAGCCAGAGAGCGUUAGAUUGAUGGUCUACCUUUAGCAGCCUUGCAUCAUCAAGGUUCUCUGAUUGUGAAUUUCUGGGCAUUUGACCUACUGGAUAUUAGUUGCUUUUGCCCAUAGUAGGGGUAUGAAAGCAGAUAUGCGUUUUGAAGUGUACCAUAAACAGGAAACGGCUAAUAGAAGGUACUCGUUAACUAUGCCAGCACCAAUACUGGCUCAUUUUCUGAUCUCAUAGUGUUAACCUGAAUAAGGUAGAGUGUGGUUCAUGGAAUAUUUAUAUAUUUUUAUGGAAAUUAAAGAUAUUAUGCACGCA